AUAAUGAUCUCCCUGUCUGAGAAACAAAACCCCAAAACAUGAUCCCCUGUCAAAUGAUAUUAACCUCAGGUGCUGGUGCAUGCAUGGCAGCAAAGCAUUUCCAUAUAUCAUUGUAAUUAGUUUUAACCAGCCAAUCUGGCCAUGGAAGGCGGCAAAGCCGCGGCUCGGAAAGUGAUGGUGAUUGCAGAUGCCACCCGUGAAUCAGCAUCUGCUCUUCAAUACACUCUGUCUCAUGCAAUUCUUGAUAAUGAUAGUUUGAUUCUCCUCCAUGUUUCCAAUAAUAAUCUUCGGAAGCACUCGUUUUCCUUCUUCAAGAGAUCGGGGACUAAUAACAACAACAACAACAAUAACAAUAACAAUAAUAAUAAUAACAAUAAUAAUAAUCAUAGCAGCCCCAGAGCCGCGGCAUCAGAGCCUAAUGUUCGUUGUAAUUCCUCCAAUUCUUCAAAUUCUGGGGGCGGGGCUAGCGUAGACUUGAGUUUCUUAGAAGAGAUGAAGCAAGCGUGCAAGAAAGCUAUGCCAAAGAUCGACGUGUCAAUGGAGGUGGUGCCAAUGGAAGGCAAAGAUAAGGCUGGUGUUAUUCUGUCUCAAUGUUCAGAACUCGGAAUUGAUCUGCUUAUUAUUGGACAACGCAGAACCUUGUCCACGGCUAUUCUAGGGAAGCAAAGGAGGAGCUCACCAUUAAAAGGAGACAUGGUAGAAUACUUGAUUGAGAACAGCAAAUGCACCUGUGUAGCAGUUCAUAAGAAGGGCCAGCAUUCCGGCUACCUGCUCAACACCAAAACCCAGAAAGAUUUCUGGCUCUUAGCAUGACAUUCCAUUUAACCGCUAAUGCUGUGUACCAAAGUUUAUUAUUGGAAGGGAAGUAAGAGUAAGAAACAAAGACUACAUACUCUCUUGCUUGUGUUCCCAACUUCUCUUGUUGCAAACAAAUAAAGAAAAUUAGAGGGAACCCUCACAUAUUUGUUUCC
Daucus carota subsp. sativus is the source of this 971-nucleotide messenger RNA. RefSeq lists its product as uncharacterized. The record is from RefSeq and is a predicted model, not a curated record. The transcript has 2 exons. Bases 142 to 813 code for a protein of 223 amino acids. NCBI's taxonomy places the organism in Eukaryota, Viridiplantae, Streptophyta, Magnoliopsida, Apiales, Apiaceae.